This is a messenger RNA of Psilocybe cubensis, 1407 nucleotides long. RefSeq lists its product as uncharacterized. Gene Ontology annotation, cellular component: mitochondrial matrix. Bases 1 to 1407 code for a protein of 468 amino acids. NCBI's taxonomy places the organism in Eukaryota, Fungi, Basidiomycota, Agaricomycetes, Agaricales, Agrocybaceae. Gene Ontology annotation, biological process: protein catabolic process; proteolysis. The transcript has 11 exons. Gene Ontology annotation, molecular function: ATP hydrolysis activity; ATP binding. The record is from RefSeq and is a predicted model, not a curated record.
AUGUGGACGAUUCAGCUUACCACUAGGAUUGCUGGCAAGCCACCAACAGCGUCAAGGAUCAACUAUUCGAGGUUCAAUGUUAGGAACCUUCGCACUCAGCCACGAGAUGCGGCACCCAACGCAAAUGACCAAGAAAUGCUCAUUGACCCCCCUGGAUUUGGUCUUGCAACGCCCCGUGAGCUUGUACAAUACCUCAAUCAAUUUGUGAUCGGCCAGGAAAAUGCUAAGAAGGUUCUUUCUGUUGCAGUGUUCAACCACUAUAAUCGUGUCAGAGCCAAUUUGGGGUAUUCUGAUCCUGAAUGCCACCCAGAUCCAUAUUCUGAGCAAGCCGGACCAGAUAUACCAAUAUCCACUGCUCAGUUGCGUCCCUUGAGGAAGCGCAUACCUUCCCUUUCAUUUCGUAGCCGUGACAGGCCUGUUUUGUUUGAAAAAAGCAACGUUCUCGUACUGUGCGAAAAACACUCCUUGCUCGGACACUGGCGAAGGUUCUUGAUGUACCGUUUUCUGUUAGCGAUGCUACCUCAUUCACCCAGGCGAAUGUCGGUGAAGAUGUGGAUAUGGCAAUUCAGCGAUUGCACGGGGAUUGUCUAUAUUGAUGAAGUAGAUAAGAUUGCACGCCGAUCAAGCUCUGGUACAGAAGGAUCAAGAGACGUCGGAGGGGAAGGCGUUCAGCAAUCCUUACUCCGAAUGAUGGAAGGAGCUGUAGUGACCGUUCAAGCUAAAGGUGGUGUUUCAGCAGAAAUUCCACCUCAGAAUUCUGGCGAUCCUCAUUCCAGAGGAGGGCAAAGGGCAACACAGGCUGCAUCUAAACCCGACGUUUACCAUAUUGAUACUUCAAAUGUUCUGUUUAUCCUGAGUGGCGCAUUUGUUGGAUUGGAUAAAAUCAUCAAACAACGUGUUGCCAAGGGGUCUAUCGGGUUUACCGCUAAUCUGUCGUCAGAUACGUCACUGCCCUUCUUUACUUCCAAUCGCAAAGCAACACCCAAUCCUCUUGAUCUCGUGGAAACUGGCGUUCAUCUAUUUCCCCAAAGAUUUAUUCCUGAAUUUAUCUCACGUCUUCCUUCGAUCACAACGCUGGCUCCGCUGACUAUACCUGACCUUCGAAAAAUUCUUACGGAAGUGAAGGGUUCUCUUGUUUCACAAUACACGGCUCUUUUUGGUUACUCUGGUGUUGAAAUUCGCUUCACAUCUGCCGCCCUCGACGAGAUUUGUAAGAAGGCUUAUGAACGUGGUGGUGGUGCGCGUGGAUUGCGAGGAAUCAUGGAACAGCACCACCAGGAUACUGGAAGAAAGGUCAGGCUGUCAAGUUCUGGGAAGCCUGGGCAACUGAAGAAGGACAUUACACCCAACUUUAAGGAGAUUGGUUCACGGUUGGAUCUUUGGGUACUAGACAAUCUCUUCGGGUGA